Choloepus didactylus (southern two-toed sloth) is the source of this 1227-nucleotide messenger RNA. Its product is annotated as zinc finger and SCAN domain-containing protein 9-like. Gene Ontology annotation, molecular function: DNA-binding transcription factor activity, RNA polymerase II-specific; RNA polymerase II cis-regulatory region sequence-specific DNA binding. Gene Ontology annotation, biological process: regulation of transcription by RNA polymerase II. The transcript is spliced from 7 exons. The record is from RefSeq and is a predicted model, not a curated record. NCBI's taxonomy places the organism in Eukaryota, Metazoa, Chordata, Mammalia, Pilosa, Megalonychidae.
AUGGAGGCAGAAAUUAAGUUAUGGAUUGCUGACAGGCCACCAGCAGAACGCUUUCAGAUUUCAGAGAAACGUGUGAAAGAGAAAGAGCGGAAUGAUACAUACAAAUUCCAAGCCAACAGUGACAUUAGCUUCCCCAUAGAAGUGGGACUAAGAAGAGACAGGGCUGCGGAAGAGGAUGGGCUGGCAUCUUCCCGGUCCUGCCGUUGUUCCCGCUGGUGCGCUCCUUCCAAAGGCAAUAGCGCCACCCCUCCACCCCCCCUUCUAGCUGUGAUUCUGCUAAAAGAUCUGGAGAGAGAGCUUGAGGAACUCCAGCAUGAGAUGGUAGCCCACAGACACAGACAAGAAAUCCUCUCUAAAGAGACAGUCCCUCUAGGAGAGCAGACAUCACUGAGCCCUCAGUCCCAGCACACACGUGGCCCUGCUCAGGAGCCCAACCCUGUUGGAAAUACAGUUCAGAUACAAAUAUGAAAUUUAGGCAAAAGGGCAAUGCUGAUCUUAAUUGUGGCCCAUCUCUUCUCUGCAGACACACUUCUGUUUUCCAAACCUGUUUUGAUCUCCCAGCUGGAAGGUGGAGAAGAGCCAUGGUCUAAGAACAGAGGAGUCCUAACAGAAGAAGUAACCAAGACUGAGGACAGAGAGUUGGUGCUAAGGAAAGACUGUCCUAGGAUAGUGGAACCACAUGGGAAAAUGUUUCAUGGACAGAACUGGGAGAUAUCACAUCAGCAUCCUCGACAUGGAGAAGUUGGUGAACAUAAGGAAUGGAUAAAGAGGCAGUGGGAAAACUCCUUAGGAAAGGAACAACACAAAUGUAAUGAAUGUGGGAAGAGCUUUGCUCAGAGCUCGGGUCUCAUUCGACAUCAAAGAAUUCAUACAGGAGAAAGACCCUAUGAAUGUAAUGAGUGUGGGAAAACCUUUAGUAGUAGUUCGAGUCUUUUUAAUCACCGAGGAAUCCACAAUAUAAAAAAAUGGUACCACUGUAAGGAGUGUGGGAAGGCCUUCAGUCAGAGUGCAGGUCUUAUCCAGCAUCAGAGAAUCCACAAGGGAGAGAAGCCCUAUCAGUGCAGCCAGUGUGAUAAGAGCUACAGUUGGCAUUCAUUUCUCAUCGAGCAUCAGAGAAGCCACACUGGGGAGCGACCCCACCAGUGCAGUGAAUGUGAGAAAAGCUUCAAUUGCCACUGCAACCUUAUUCGACAUCAGAAAAUCCACACAGUGGCUAAACUGGUCUAG